Molecule: messenger RNA, 1527 nt
Organism: Aspergillus melleus
Lineage: Eukaryota; Fungi; Ascomycota; Eurotiomycetes; Eurotiales; Aspergillaceae
Exons: 1
Coding region: 1-1527 (508 amino acids)
Source: RefSeq, a predicted model, not a curated record
AUGCAAACGCUUGAGAGCUUGCAUGCUGAGAAUACCGCGAAGUUGGCAGAGAAAGAGGGGGAGGUCAGGAGACUCCACGAGGUAGAAGCUGCUAAUGGAGACCAAGUGGAAACAUUGCAGCAAGAACUAAACAUAGAGAAAGAGAAACUCGCCAGUGCUGUUGCCGAGCUGUGUACAACGAAGAAUGACUCUCAAAAGGCGACACUCGAACUAGAGGCAAAGCUUGAAUCACUCCAAGCCGAUAACUUGAGAAGAAAUGAACAUUGCAAGUCAUUGGUAAGCGAGCUAUCAGCAGCAAAUUCCGCCAAAGAGAACCUAGAAUCUGGGAAGUCUAAUGCAAAAGCCGAGAUAUACGCCUUGCUUCGGAGGGUUCAGGACGCAGAAAGCCGGAUGAAGAAUGUCAAGGAAACACUGGACCAGAUGCGUUCAACCUCAUCACAGGAGACAAUUACGGACGCAUGGUCCCUAUUGAAUGACUUAUUGCAACUCGGAGAUCUGAAGAAGUCCACUGACUGCCAUCCUAUGGAUUCAAGCUCUCAGGUCAAACUCACUUCCGAUGUUCCUGUAGAAAUUCCUUCCGUUGCAGCGUCCCAAGGGGACUGCAGAACUCCAGCCCGAGGGGCUCUUCAGACAACGGAAUUCAUUUAUCGGACCGAAAGCAUCCAACGGAGUUUGUUCUCAUCUCCAAACGAAGAAGGCCUGAAUGUUGCAAGCUCCCAGCCAGUCAGUCGAAACAUAGGAAUUCCUGAUUCGCAGUCAUCCGCCGGUAUUAUACCAUUUUCAAGCAUCCGGCAACAGAUAUCUCCAGCCCGUCGCUCAACCUCUGCAGAGAGCUUUGUCGAUUUUGCCAUCAUGUCCGGUAUGAUACCCAAUGAACACAGAACUUCAGGGACGCCAGAUACGACAGGUAAAGCUGGUGAACCCGAGGGGGCAGCUUCGCAGGUUGCCGACUCCCAGCCGGUUGAAGAAACGAGGGAAACAAUAACCCCGACAGGCAAAGAUGCGCCAUCUGUAGUCCGUGCGGAGCCGAUAGAAGAACAGCUUCCUACAAAAUGUCUGCCAACAAAGCACAAGACAGUUAAGUUUCAAUCACAAGAUUCAGGUGCAGGUGACGAAAAGCGCCAAUAUCCGGCACCCGAUGAAAACGAGUUCCUUGAGAGAACGAACAAGCCACGAGAGAGAAAGCUGGUCCGUACAAAUCAACGAACCUACAGUCGCACUCAACAGCUCUCUUAUACAAGCAAGCACGAAAAGACGGUUCGCCAACAAUCUUCUUCUCGCAUCGAAGAGACCAGCGAUCGUGAUGGCCCAGGUCGCUCCCGUAGUAAUAUCCGAAAGACAACUGCCUCGGCGGCCUCGUCUGCUACACGAACACAAAGCAAGGGCUCCUCCGAGUAUCCGGAGCGCAAAGCGAGCCCUGCGAGCUUGGCCUCGGGCAGCAGCAAAUACCCAUCCGCGCAGGCUGAUCACCCGAACAGUGGGAAAUGGACACGGGGGUCUCGGGGCCGCAAGGCACGAGGUACGUAA